UUCCCAAUUCCUGUUGUGCGUCUGUGGAGAACGCUACCCUGCGCAUGCUCCGUGACCCCGGAAGAGGUUUGGCAACCACGUGUGCUGUAGGGACAGCAUGGUUGUGGAGUGCAGCUCGACCAUGGAUACUGGGGAAUCAGAUGUUCAUGUUGGACAGAAACAGCCUAAGACAGCCGCCGCCGCCGCCCGGGGCAUCAUUCAACAAAACCGACAGUUUCUGGAUUUCUUCUGGGAUAUCGCAAAGCCCGAGCAAGAUGUACGUCUGGCAGCUACGGAGAACCUUAUACAGUAUCUAAAAUCCAGCGAAAAGGAAGAUGAACUAAAGUACACUUUUAAAAGGCUUGUAGAAGGGUUAGCAGCAACACGUGAAGCAGCGCGUCCUGGUUUUAGUUUGGCCUUGGCUCAGGUUCUGCAGAGUUUUGAAGAAAUUCCAUUAUCUAAAGUAUUAGAACAUAUCUCUGAGAAACAUAAUCUAGAGCGGUUGAACAAGAAAGUACUCCGAAAUGCUGCCUUUGGGAAUUUUUUCGGUGUCCUUGCACUGUUUCAGUCUGGUCGUCUUGCCAAGGAUCCAAAAGUCCUUUUACAGUGUGUGCAAAUAUUGCAAAACAUUGCUCAAUAUAAGGAACACUUGAAAGAUCUGCCCAGGAAAACACUUGUUGACAUUCUCUCAGAGAUUCCAGAAUCUUUAUUCGAGGAAGUGUUGUUUGGAGUACUUCGUGCAGACCUGACAUCAGCGUUUAGUUCUCCAGAGCAGCUGCAUCUGCUGCUGGUUGGAAUGCAGAAAUUUCCAGGGGUUCUAAAACCCAAAAAAUUGAAGAAACUGCUUGGAUCCUCUGUGAUAACUACACAGGAGAACAUUCCUAAGUUGGUGGACCUGUUAAAAACUGCUGCCAAGUCAGUGAAGAAAGAUCGUUGCCUGCCAGCAGUGGCUUUGGAUGUCAUGCGGAUAUCGCUGCAGGAAGAGACUUUUGACUUGUUUUGGCGAGAAGCUGUUGAAAAUGGUUUAAUGAAGGAUCAAUCGGGACCUUGCAUGUACAUGUGUUUUAGACUGCUGGGAGCUUCUCUGCCCUUGUUGGAUGGGAAGCAACUGCAGACAGUUCUUCGGAGUGAAGUCAUGCAGCAGUAUGGCGCUCAUGUUGUUUCCACUCAGCCUGCAGAUCGGUUUAAAUUUGCCCCAGAAAUGGAGACUUACAUGGACUCUUUCCUUGAGAAUUGCACUAAUUCUGAAAAACAGCUGGCAGUUCUUAUUGGCUUUACUAAGCUAACUAACCAAGGUUACCCUGUAAUACCAUGUGUGUGGAAAGUGAUCAAACAUGUGCAACCUGGUGCUCUUCAGAGCUACAUUGACUGGCUGAAGAACAUGUUCAUCUCCCCAGACCUUGACUCAUGUCUGGAGUUUAGCACCCGAAGGCAGAAGCAGAAUCAAGAGCAACAGAAAACCUCUGAGUAUGUUGUGUUUCGUUUGAGAAAAUGGAUUAUUCCACGUCUUACUAGCAUAAUUGAAAAUCCACAAGUGAAACGGGAUGAGGACCAAGUCAUGGAUAUUGCCCGGUUUAUCUUUUUUCAUGCGUUUUUUGAAGCUAAGAAAUCUGUCUCUGAUAUACCAGAGACAGAAUCGCUUGUUUCUGUGCCUUUUGAUGACAGAACCCGUUCACUUUUGGCCGACGCUUUUUUUAGCCUGUUGCUGAACCUGAACUGCAUGCCUUUGUUAGGGGAAGGUGCUGCCACUGACAUUUUAAAGGAGAAGCAUGUGGUUGGUGUAACUGCUGAUGGAAGACUUUGGAUUCAUUGUAUGGUUCUCUAUGCCAACACUGUUCUUACACGUGGAAAGGCUGUGAAGGCAAUCAAACAGUUUAGCCAGGAACAGAAAGAAGCUUGGGAUCGAAUGUUGCAAUAUGUAGAAAUUCUGCAAAAGAAGUCCAAAAGGGCCCAUGACAUGGAGCUAUCAGCAUAUCAGCAAUUGCUUCUUUUAGUGGGAAUUCAUCUCUUCAAGACUCCAGAGGAGAGUGUCGACCUCUUGAAUGAUAUUCAUAAUUGCCUGGAAAAAGCUCAGAGUAAGAAGUCAAAGAAGACAGAGAAUAAGGAAGACACACAGGAGCCAGAGUGGGUGGAAGUGAUGGUAGAGAUCCUCUUGUCUUUAUUCUCGCAACCAAGCAGACUUUUUCGACUUGUUUCAAGAAAUGUUUUCAAGAAGAUUUGUCCUUAUGUGACAAAAAAUGCACUGCAACUUAUUCUCAAUGUACUUGACCCUGAAGAAGAAGAUGAUGAGGAAGGUGCUGUGAUUGUGACUGAUGAAAAGGAUCAUGGGAAGAGCACCUCUGAUAAACAGGAGGGCGAUGAGGAGAGCAGCUCAGAUGAUAGCAGCUCUGAUGAAGAUGAUGAGGCAGAGGAUAAAAAGCAAGACAGCAGUGAUGAAGAGCAUUUGGAUCAAAAUGUUAAUGAGCUUUUCCGCAAGCAGCUGAUGCAGGUGUUGCAGGAUGGGAGUGCAGUGGAAGGAGACAAAAGUGAUGAGGAUUUGGACGAUGAUACUAUGAUGGCUUUGGAUGAAAAUCUCUCAGCCUUGUUUGCUGAACAAAAAAAACGUAUUCAAGCCAAGAAGGACGAGAAAGCCAGAAUCCGUGGGGAGAAGAUUUUGCGCAAGGAGUUCAAGACAAAGGUGCUGGAUCUGAUAGAGGUGUUUGUGAAAAAGCAGCCUGACAGUCCUCUUGUAUUUAACAUCAUUGAACCAUUAAUUUCUGUAAUUGAACAAAGCAUGAAUUCUGAAUCUAACCAACAGGAACAAGACUUUCUCAGAAAAACAGCAGACAUUUUCAUGAAUGAUUUAUGUAAAGCCAAGCGUUAUUGUAAAGAUGUUGGAGAGCUUAAGGAAGAACUGCACGGCAUGAUGGAAAGGCUUGUGGCAAAAGCCUGCAAACAAAGUGACUCUUCUGUGGCAUUAUACUGUUUCAGUGCAUCACUUUAUGUGUUAAAAGUGUUAAAAGGCAGUGGGAUUGAUCAACCAGAGGAGGGCACCAAAAAGCAAAGAAGGAGCCAUGUCUCGCCUCUGCAGGCUCCAUGUCUCGGUUGUCUGGAUCUUCAGCGAGCAACUGCUAUGUAUCAAGAGUCAUUGAAUGGUUUUCUGACCAAGAGAAAGAGCCCACUCACAGUUACUAUGUUUCUUGAUCUCUUUAACCGCUUUCCUUUUAUGUGCAGUCCUCUGCUGGAUAUAAUAGUGAAGUCUGUCAAAGAUGGAGCACGGCCACAUCAGCAGGGACAAGCAUGUACUCUUCUUCUAAAGGUGUUGCAAACCCCCAGUCUAAAGCAGGCACUUUCUGCAGACCAAUGGAGCGAUCUAAUCAGAGACAGCGUUGAUCGUGUCAGAGAGACUCUGGAAGCUGUGACUGAAAUUAAAGUGAAAGUUGACCAGGAGAAGGUGAUUAAGUGUUUUGAGCUGCUGAGCUUCCUGAUUAAAACAGUAACACAGCAGAGGCUGGACAUUAGCCUGACAGAGCUGCAUCCCAUGCUCGAAACACUCGGUCAGAAUGAAAAGUUUGGAAAAUCAGUCCGCCUAGAAGACAUGUACUGGAAUGUAAUGAAGCUGCUAGGAUACAUGCGUCCACAGAAAGAGAAAACGAAACCUACACCUGAUGCAGCGGCUCAGCCUGUUAAUCCUUUGAAGAAAAAGAAAGGGUUUUUACCGGAGACCAAGAAACGCAAAAACCGCAAGAAGGCAGGACAGGGGGAAGCCAAAUCAGAUGAGGCAGAAAUAAAGUCGGAGAGCCCAGAGGAUCAGGGGCAGGCCACCAAGCCGAAGAAGAAGAAAAAGAAGAAUAAAAGAAAACAGCCUGGGCAACAGGGAGGAGCGAAACCUGACAAUUCUGCUGAGGGUCCACCAAGCAAAAAAGCCAAAUCCAGCCAGGAGAACACAAGCAAAGGCGGCAAAUUAACAACUGCAGGAAACAAACAGAAACAGAAAAAAAAGAAAAGCAGCUAAAUAUGGACAUCUGCAAAAUGAAGAGCUACUUUUGUACAGUGUAUCGCAUUGUUAAUAAAUGCAUUGUUUGUUUUA
Molecule: messenger RNA, 4048 nt
Organism: Xenopus tropicalis (tropical clawed frog)
Lineage: Eukaryota; Metazoa; Chordata; Amphibia; Anura; Pipidae
Gene: mybbp1a
Product: MYB binding protein 1a
Exons: 27
Coding region: 98-3973 (1291 amino acids)
Biological process (GO): negative regulation of DNA-templated transcription; regulation of DNA-templated transcription
Cellular component (GO): nucleus; nucleolus
Molecular function (GO): DNA binding
Source: RefSeq, a predicted model, not a curated record